Messenger RNA from Vespula pensylvanica (western yellowjacket), 2181 nucleotides. RefSeq names its product kinesin-like protein subito. The coding region runs from base 1 to 2181 and encodes 726 amino acids. The transcript is spliced from 2 exons. NCBI's taxonomy places the organism in Eukaryota, Metazoa, Arthropoda, Insecta, Hymenoptera, Vespidae. The record is from RefSeq and is a predicted model, not a curated record. Gene Ontology annotation, biological process: microtubule-based movement. Gene Ontology annotation, molecular function: microtubule motor activity; ATP binding; ATP hydrolysis activity. Gene Ontology annotation, cellular component: kinesin complex; nucleus; microtubule.
AUGAUAUCCGAUGAUAAUAAAGUUAAAUCGCCUAUCGCUCGAUCAACCAUUGAGUAUGUCCCGAUCGAAGAAUCCGACGAGAUGGGAUCGAUCGAUUACGACGAGGAAGAUUCGAUUCCUGAAAGUCCAUGCGAGCCGAAAGUUUCGACCUUCGAAGUAUAUUUAAAAAUUAAACCGAAAUCGAAAAAAAUUCCAAAGGGUAUGUCGAUCAAUGAAAAUGAAAACUAUUACGAGGUAUUAAAUUCUACGACUCUUAUAACGAAAUUCAAGCCGAGCGUCGGCCGUAAAAAUUGUAGAUAUCCUCUGGUUAUAAGUAAAAAGAGCAACGUGGAUCAUAACGCGAGCAAAAGAUAUUACUUCACGAAGAUAUUUCAAUCCGACGUAUCACAAGCGGAAUUCUUCGAGGAGACCAUGAAAAAACGAAUCGUCGAUUUUUUGACAGGACAAAAUUCAACGAUAAUGAGUUACGGUACGACUAAUUCCGGUAAGACUUACACGCUUCACGGUACACCGGAUCAACCGGGUUUGAUUCCCCGUAGUAUCGAGCACAUAUUCUCGAGUAUAAAUUGUACUCUUGUGCCUUGGUAUAAACUCUAUUCGAACAAUACAUUGAUGAGCUUGGACGACAACGAGAGAUUGGAGGAGUCGGAAAGGAAAGCGAAACUUUUGAGAUCGCCUUUGAUCAACACCGAAAGAUUUACGGAAGCAAGAAAAUCAUUGGAGAAUUCGGAAAGAUCGAUCAUAGGAUUGGGAAGUAAACGUGACGAGUGUAACGGGGAAUCGAUGUACGCCGUAUGGUUGUCGUUCGCCGAGAUCUACAACGACAAUAUUUACGAUCUUCUCGACUUCGAGGAACCAUUGAGAAAUCGUCCAUUGAAAUUGAUCGGUGAUAAGAACGGUCUCACUUACGUUAAGGGAUUGACAACGAUCUACGUAACGACACCGUUCGAGGCUUGUCAAAUUUUAGUUGCCGGACAAGCCAGGAUGAGUACCUCCUUUACAACGUUAAAUCCUAAAUGUUCAAGGUCUCAUACCAUAUUCACAAUAGGAUUGUUGAAGUAUCAGAAAGCAUACGCGCCUCACGAAACCGAAGCCAGUACAUUGACUUUUUGCGAUCUCGCUGGAUCCGGACGAUCCAAAGGAUUAAGCGGAUUAAGCAGCGAGAGAUUGAAGGAGGCAAGAAAUAUUAACAAAAGUUUGUUGGUACUCGGUAGAUGUUUAAAAACUGUUCGGAAAAAACAGAAAAAAGAAUCAAGCAAGCAUAGCAACGAUCACGUAGCUGGUCCAUUUCGAGAAUCGAAAUUGACGAGGAUGUUUCAAAGAGCGUUGUCCGGGAACGAGCGCGUAACUUUUCUGGUAAAUAUCGAUACUUCGUCGGAACUAAUAAACGAAAUUAAAAGUAUAUUGAAGGUAUCGUCCAUCGCGAGACAAAUAACGUCCGAUAAAAAGGAAUUGAAAAAAUUUGGCACGAAAGAAGUAUCCAAUCGUCAUAAUUCAACAAGGAUCAACGAGACCGGAAUUUGUAACGAAUUUAAAUCGUCCAGUACCGUAGACGAUGAGAACAACAAGACGAUCUACAGCCCGAGAAAUGUUAUUGUCGAGGCCGAUCGUAAUGUUCGAGAGGAAAGUUCGAGAAACGUUUCGAUCGUCGACGAUCAAGUGGAAAAUAUUUCGGAGGAAUGUAUAUACGCUAAAAAACGUAAGAGAGACGAGCUCUCGUUCGUAAGCGAGACGGACGAGGACGUUGUCAUUUACAAAGACUUACAAGCUGAAAAUAUCGACGCUACGAGAAAGAUACGGGAUUUGGAAAACGCACUGAAUAAUUUGCAACACGAGAAACGUAUAGUGCUAGCUGAAAAUAAUAAAUACAGUUCGGAAUUGGUGCUGCUUAAGAGGGAAUUAAAGGAUUUUCAAGAUCUCGCAAAAUCUGAGAUAUCCAAAUUGAAUAUCCCCGAAGACGAGGUGAACGACGAUAUGGAUAAUUUAGCGAUUAAAUUGAAGAACGUUAUAGACGAGAAAAAGAGAUUCAUCGGGAAACGUAUAUCGGAUUUGAAAACGUUUUACGUCGAGGAGGAAGCGAUCAACGACGAAUUGAACGAAAUAAACGAAUUGAGAAAAGAACUUUCGGAAAAGACGAUUAAUAUACAAGCGCUGACGAUACAAUUGGAAUCUUCGUCGUAA